Ceratitis capitata (Mediterranean fruit fly) is the source of this 493-nucleotide messenger RNA. RefSeq names its product endocuticle structural glycoprotein SgAbd-5 (gene Cpr65Au). Gene Ontology annotation, molecular function: structural constituent of chitin-based larval cuticle. The record is from RefSeq and is a predicted model, not a curated record. Gene Ontology annotation, cellular component: chitin-based extracellular matrix. The transcript has 2 exons. The coding region runs from base 91 to 411 and encodes 106 amino acids. NCBI's taxonomy places the organism in Eukaryota, Metazoa, Arthropoda, Insecta, Diptera, Tephritidae.
UUACCAAAUCAGGGAUUAAGAUUCUACAGCAUAGAAACUACAACUGGAAACAUCCAUUAACCCAGAGAAAAAAUUAAUAAAAAAUAAAAAAUGAAAUAUCAAAUUGUUUUCUUGUUCGCUUGCUUUGCUGCUGUCUGCUUGGCUGCACCACGCCCCGACGAAGGGGAUGAGAAGGCAGAGACGUUGCGUCUGGAAGCCGAGAAUAAUGGCGUGGACAAAUACUCAUUUUCUUACGAUACCAGCAAUGGCAUAUCGCGCACCGAGGAGGGUGAACUUAAGACCAUCGAUGAUAAUGCCGCAAUCGUUGUGCACGGCUCUACCUCUUGGACUGCACCCGAUGGCAAGAAAUUCGAACUUGUCUUCACUGCUGAUGAGCUCGGCUAUCAUCCCUCAAUCAAACUAGUCAGCUAAAUGUGAAUUUUAGUGUUUCUUAGUAAUAACGGUGCAAAUUUUGGUACCAGAAAAUGUGUUUAAAUUGUACCUAGUUAAUAUA